Molecule: messenger RNA, 744 nt
Organism: Pungitius pungitius (ninespine stickleback)
Lineage: Eukaryota; Metazoa; Chordata; Actinopteri; Perciformes; Gasterosteidae
Gene: golga7bb
Product: golgin A7 family, member Bb
Exons: 5
Coding region: 120-599 (159 amino acids)
Biological process (GO): peptidyl-L-cysteine S-palmitoylation; protein targeting to membrane
Cellular component (GO): palmitoyltransferase complex
Source: RefSeq, a predicted model, not a curated record
CAGUCGCGCACGUGCAUGCGCGCUCCUGCUAAAGCCCUGUAGUCGCGUUGUCCCGCAGCGCACGAGCAAACGGUCGUUGUUUCCAGCACGGGACCGAUCCUGCACCCGGUUACAGCAAUAUGGCGACAGAGUUCCAUAAUCUUCAGGAGUUGAGGCACAGCGCAUCGCUGGUGACGAAGGUGUUUGUGCAGAGAGACUACAGCGAAGGGACCGUCUGCCGCUUUCACAACAAGUUCCCCUCAGACCUGCACAACAGGAUUGAGCGAACCUUGCUUGAGGAAACAGUGAAGACGCUCAACUCGUACUAUUUGGAGGCCGAAAGAAUUGGAGGUCAGUCGUACCUGGAAGGAUGUCUGGCCUGUGCGACAGCGUACAUCGUCUUCCUUUGCAUGGAGACACGCUACGAGAAGGUGCUGAAGAAGAUUUCAGGUUACAUCCAGGAACAGAAUGAGAAGAUCUACGCUCCGAGAGGUCUGCUGCUCACAGACCCCAUCGAGAGGGGAAUGAGGGUCCUAGAGAUCAGUGUGUUUGAAGACCGGGGCUCGGGCAGCUCCAGUCCCAGCAGCAGCACCACGUCGGCGGGCAGCAGCGCCCGGUGACUGGAGGGUCAGCGCCAGGCUUACGGGUACCAGCGCGGGGGCAGCGAGGCGCUUACCAACGUGCGCAUGCUGAAACACGAGAGCACCAGGUUCUGAGACAAGCGGCGUCCAGGUGAUCCGCAGCAUUCGUGUGUUCCCCCCGCCC